Molecule: messenger RNA, 3002 nt
Organism: Dinoponera quadriceps
Lineage: Eukaryota; Metazoa; Arthropoda; Insecta; Hymenoptera; Formicidae
Product: fibrous sheath-interacting protein 2
Exons: 3
Coding region: 1740-2726 (328 amino acids)
Source: RefSeq, a predicted model, not a curated record
UCAUUGUCACCUCGGAAAAUGGUUUCGGCAUCGCUCAGUGUUAUUUUCGAGUAAUACGCAGGAUCCAAUAUAGGCUUUCCUUCCUGUAUUUCAAAAAAAAAGCGUUAUUCUUCGUUAGAAAAAUAAAUCCAACAGAUACACGGACCAUUCGGGGAAAGAGAAUGCUGGAACGUAAUAACGCGAGGAUUUAAAACAACAACACGUAACGACGAAUUGCUGAAUGUUCGAAUUUGCAACUUUCAGUCGAUAAUACCUCGGUGAGGUGCGUAAAGUGCGAUUACUCAAUUGCUACGUCGGGAAAGUUUUUGCAUUUCGGGAGACGUCUCGGUACUUGGAUUUCGGGAUCGUGACUUCUCAGGAAACUGUCCCACUCUUCGAAUCUCGGUUCUUUGUCGAAUUUCUUUCUUUUCCUGGGCAACGAAAGUGGAAUUCUCCAUCUAUAAAUUGCGGGUCCGCGCGUAUUCAAACAACUGAACGAAGAUACACGCAUGACAUGACAGAAUUCGCACGCUUGUGCGACGUUCCGAUGUAUAGUUCGUACGCCAUUGUAAAUUUAAAACAUCUCAGUGAUACCGUACGAAGAGACGAGAAGGCCACCACGAUCUAAAUUUACACCGUGAAUAAUCCUCAAUGCAUAUAUACUAACGCGCGUCAUGAUUAGCGUUCGAAGAAUUACGUGAGUAAUGAGUUUCGUGUAAAAUUGCGGAUUAACCUAUUCUAUCGGACACUAAUUAGCUUCUGAACCUGAUUUACACGUAUACUGGAAUGUUAACCUUUAAAUGCAUAGUGUUGCAAAUUUGCAACAUAUUUAUUUUUCUUCUUUGUCGAGAUCAAAGGUACACCUAAACGUGGAAGACCAAAUUCUUCCUUAAAACGAAAUAUACAAUCCAAAAGGCUCAAAGGCAAUGCUCAACAUAUGCCUCAGAUUUUUUUAAAUAUUUUUCUCAUUUUCUGGGACUACUAAUGAACCUAAAAAAAAUGCAUGCAUUUAAGGGUUAAUUUAUCCCUCUAAUUUCAUAAUUAUAUAACUUGUAUAGAUAAUUCGCGUGCCGUUAGAUAAGACACGUCAAUUAUUAUAUGUUGCUAAAUUGAAAGUAUUCCCUCAUUCGGCCCGUAUCUUUCUCUUUCGUCUCGCACAUAAAAUCACAAAAUUGAGGAGAAAUAGGGGAAGAGGUACAGGGAUUGGCAGGGAUACAAUGAUUAACAUAUCAGCACAUUUAAACGCCAAGCACUAACUGCUAUCAUCGGAUGUGCAGCUGAUGAUGACAAGGGAGAAAGCGGUCUAUUGAAGACAACUGGUUAAGUUGCACUAUUGAUUAACUCAUCAGGUUGCAAUCAGAGACCGUCGAUACACUGAUAUGUGUGGGCAGUGCAUUACUUAGUAAACAAUUUAAUAGCGCAACUUAAAUAUUAAGUUUCGGUUAUUAAUUAGUUCUACAUUGCGACAUAUUUCUUUAUUUAAUAUAUUUCUAAUGAAUGCUAAUUGCUGUGAUAAGUAUGCCAAUCAUUAUGACGAGUCCCAAUUAUUGUUAUUUUUGUUAAUUCAAUUCGAUAUUUUAUUUUAAGCAAGAUAUAUUUUAUUAUUCCAAUAUAACUAUGUAUUUUUGUAGCAUAGAAUCUUAUCUAAUUUUUACAAAAAGAACGAACUCUGCAAGUAUCAGAUUUGUAUCAAGAGACAGCUUUAAAUAGAAAUAUAUCCUAAAUAUCCUGCCAAAAUAUCAUUGUACCUCUUCCCCCAAAUGAAAGUAUCGCGAGUCAAAUUUCGAAACAGGAGCAUAGAAGUAUUGGCUGAAGGAGUUGCCAAACCAAAGGGAGCCGUGCCUAAAUUCGGUCUGCCGAAGUGGAAAACGAUGUCUCUGCAGCACAAGAUACCUGUGAUACCCAACGUGCCGAAGGACUCUUACAAUUUUACGCGAUGCAAAUUGGGAAAGAAAUUAUGGGCAGUCAGGCCGAAGGCCGAGUUUGAUCUGAGCGACCCUUACUGCUACCAGACCAACUUCGCUUAUGAACCCUUACACGACAAGCACCUAUUCGGAUUCUUCUCCAAGCCGGCUAAUAUUAAGUAUCUACUGGAAGCCGACUGUAUCACGGAAGAUAUGUACGUGAAAUGUACGCUGCGCGACUACAACGCGUACAGAGAAUAUUUGAGGAAGAUACACGUCAGUAGUGUCGGAAAGGAACUGAGGCGAAGGAACCGGCUGUUUGUCGAACAGAGAACCCUUUGUCGCACAGACGACCAGGCGCGAAAGGAGGCGAAGAGACUGAAGAAAGAAAAGUUGACCGAUGUUGGGGAGCUUUUCGCACAGCAACGAAAAUUAAAAUUGAAGAUGCGAAGGGAAAGAGAGCGCAAGGUGGCGCAGAGAUUAAAAGUAUUGCAGCUCAUCAGGCAAGAGAAGUGGAGGCUGAUUAAUAUCAAACGCGAGGAGCAAUAUGAGAAAAUUCAGCAAAAGUGCAAUUUCGUACGAAGCAAAAUGAUCAAGGUUUCGAUGGAGCGAAAAAAAAAGGAGAAAGUGCGAGCCAGAGCCAGGGGAAAGCGAUUUGUAGAUAUCGAACGACAAAAACAGCAAGACGCGGAGGAAAGGUGGAAGAGAAAACAUGACUUUCAAGAGGGAGACAUUGCGGAGCAGAAAAUGUUGUUGCAGUGCUUAAAUACCCGUCGUCAAUUAUUUAUAACGGAUUAUAAUAACAAGAUAAACGAGGAAAGAGCGAGAAUGGAAAGUAAGUAAUAAAAGGUCGAACGACUACAGGUGUAUUAAGCACUCUGUAAGAUUGCUUCCUAAAAUAUCUACAAAUAUAUCAGCGAUAUUUCGUUGUUAAUAUAUCGUACGUUAAAUAUAUAUCGUCCAAUGAUGAUGUUGAAUUAUCGGUUGUAAAGAUCUCUAUUGCGUAAUAAAAGAGAUAAAAUCUCUUAUAGCUACGUUUGAUCGGUUAUAAUGUAAUCUGGUGUGUUUACAGGACUCUUGGAGGAUAAGAAGUUAUUUACAAAUUGUUACAUAAGAAGG